Messenger RNA from Echinostoma caproni, 978 nucleotides. The record is from the annotation of a GenBank genome assembly. NCBI's taxonomy places the organism in Eukaryota, Metazoa, Platyhelminthes, Trematoda, Plagiorchiida, Echinostomatidae.
AUGCGAUCGGGCAAUGCAGAUGUCUAUGAGAACCAAAUCCCUGGUGGUCAAUACACAAACUUACAGUUCCAGGCAUUCACCCUCGGUCUCGGGGAUCAAUUCGAACAGGUCAAGAAAAAGUAUACUGAAGCAAAUCAGCUUCUUGGCAAUAUUAUAAAGGUCACACCAUCAUCAAAGAUUGUCGGGGACUUGGCUCAGUUCAUGGUUCAAAAUAAUUUGACUGCACAGGAUGUGAUGGAACGGGCAGAUGAGCUAUCGUUCCCUGCCUCGGUUGUUGAGUUCUUCAAGGGAGAAAUUGGAAUUCCCCACGGAGGAUUUCCCGAGCCCCUGCGCACACAGGUACUUCAUGGGAAAGCAAGUCACACAGAGCGAAUUGGGAAAUCCUUGCCACCUUUCGACUUCAAACAGCAUGCAACUGAUCUUCGAGAUAAAUUCCGUCGCGAUUUCUCCGACAAAGAUGUGAUGUCGUCCGCGUUGUAUCCAAAGGUCUUUGAUGACUUCGAAGAAUUCCGUUCUCACUACGGGCCGGUGACAAAACUGCCAACACGGGUGUUCCUGGUUGGGCCGAAAAUCAACGAGGAAGUUCCGGUCCAACUGGAGCCGGGUAAAGUGCUGUAUUUGAAAACCUUGGCUGUGGCCAAUACACCAACGAGUGGUCACCGCGAGGUGUUCUUUGAUAUGAACGGCCAGUUGCGCUCCAUCUUGAUUACAGACAAGAAAGCAGCUGAGGCUCUUCAGUCGCAUCCAAAGGCCGUGAAAGGAGUUAAGGGAUCCAUUGGUGCUCCAAUGCCAGGAGAUUUGAUCAGCAUUAAUGUCCGUGAGGGCGAUCACGUAGAGCGAGGAGAGAAAUUGGCUGUGUUAUCUGCCAUGAAGAUGGAAGUUGCUAUCGCGGCACCCGUUACAGGGAAAGUGGUUAAAGUGCAUGCAAAAUCUGGGAUGAAGGUUCAAGGAGAUGAUCUCCUGUUCGAUAUCGAAUAG